AUGUCAGCCUGGACGAAGAAGAGAGGAGAAGCUGUACCAUAUAACCAUCCUGAAAUGGUGGGUCCCACAACCGGAAAAAAACUGGCUGCUCCCCUGCAGUUUGGCCCAGCAGUGGAGGCUCUGGUGGCCAAUCGUGUAGAUCUGAGAGCAGUGGUGGCUCUGGUGGCCAAUCGUGUAGAUCUGAGAGCAGUGGUGGCUCUGGUGGCCAAUCGUGUAGAUCUGAGAACAGUGAGUCAAAGAAAGCACACCGGAAAAGAAGAAGUUGGAACAGAUCAAAAUGAACAAAAGAAAAACACUGAAAAAACAGAGAAACUAUUUCAAAGACUUCACCUUUACAGAAAAGACAAACUGAGAGCUGCAGAUGUUCUUCAGAUAACAAAAUAUACAUUACAGACUGUUGAGUCAUGUGCUGAAGAGGAGCUUGUUCCGACGUUCUUACAAAAAUUACUCAUGAUGGACUACAGAGCAAGAUACAUUCAAAUUAAAGAUGCAUUCAAACAACAGAAAACAGACACUGGCUCAACUAGUCAUGGUGGUGAUAUAUUCAAAGCAAUGUCUUUGUAUAACAAAAGACCCCAACAACCUGAGCGAAUCGACCCUAUGGAUGUGCAGAUGGCUGUGUUUCAUUGUGCUGAUGGUUUCCUAAAGCAGAUGAUGGUCACUAAACUGUCCCAGUGUCAGUAUGCUCUGCCUUUGCUUGUUCCUGACCCAUUCACACAACAGACUGAGUUUUCACUCUGGACAUUCAGAAAAAUUGCCAAGAGCUGGAAGAUCAGAAACACCAACAAUGAAACAAUCAGUCAAACACAGCCAAUCUACAAGGCAGAAACUCCAAUGGUGUUUUUCUUCAGGUUUGGCUCAGUGUCUUCAUCCAAAUCUCAUCUGAUGAACAGCCUGAUCAAUGAGAAACAUAACACAUUCUUCCACAGGAACUGCGCUGGAAGCAGCAGAUCCAGAGUUCUGAUGGAUGGAGUGGUGGAGAUCGCCUGGUUUUGUCCUUCUGGAAAAGACACUGAUAAAUUCAAUAACUGCGUGGCCUUCUGUAAUCUACAUGGAGAUGCAGGAGAACAUGAGAAACAGAUGAAGAUCCUCAUAGAAAUGGCCUCAGUCAAUGUAGUUCUUCUGCCACAACUUGACAGCAAUGACAGAAGUGCAAAAAUAAUCCAAGAACUGUUCACAAACCCAAAGCCACUCAUCUGCCUUUUUACCGAGGAUGAUUCUAAUAUAUUUGAGUUAGAGAGAAAAAAAUUCAAAAUUGGUUUGAAAUACAGAAAUCAGUCAGAUGUAUCUGAGGAACUCAGAGGUGCAAUACAAGAUUGCCUUUUAGAAGCAUCUGCAAAUUUCAGACUUGAUGCAUUCAAAUUCUCAGACAUCAGAGUCGAUGAGGAAGAUGAUGAAGACUGCAGGAGAGGAAGAGAAGCAGCACAGCAGAUGAUCGGUUUACUGGAUAAUAAAAAUCUGACAGAAAUUAAAGAAUCAUUUCUGCCUCAUCAGGGGAAACUGUGGCAUCAAUGGUGUCAGAAGAACAAAGAACUACACCGACCUCAGGGAGAUGAACCAGACAAGAUAGUAAGUGACAAAAAAACAGAAAUGAUGAACAUUCGUAAACAGCAGCAUGAAACUGACAUCAGUGAGUUUAUGAAUCACUUUAUUAAAACAAUGGAUUCACAUGCCAAACAUAAGGUUUUUUUCCUCAAAUGGCUCACAACACUCCUUGAUGAACAUAGCUCAGAUGACCUUUCUAAACUACAUAAUAUGUAUAAUACAACAUGGUCAAUGAUUGUAAAGCUAAAAGAACAGAAGGACAACAACAAUAAACCUGAACUCAAAGCUAAACAAGCAGAACUUGAGAAAAUAUCUAAAGAUCUUCAAGCAGCAGCAUUUGGUCUGGAGCACAUCAUGCGGGAGAUCAGUCAGAUCUAUGAAUCAUGUUCAUCUGUGAAGGAGAUCAACAAAAACUUGCAAGUUGAACCCUCUCCUCUCCCAAGUCUUGCAGCAGAGAUGAUGAUCUCUGGGUUUCCACUGGAGCUGAUGGAUGGAGAUGCUGCUCAUGUUCCUGUAGUCUGGGUCUCUGCUGUACUGGAUCAGCUUGUCCAGCAACUGAAAGACCAGAAAGUCUUUGUGUUGUCAGUUUUAGGGAUUCAAAGCUCUGGGAAAUCCACCAUGCUGAAUGCCAUGUUUGGGCUCCAGUUUGCUGUCAGUGCUGGCAGAUGCACCAGAGGAGCUUUCAUGCAGCUGGUCAAAGUGUCUGACGAAAUGAAAACUGAGAUGAACUUUGACUAUAUUCUGGUUGUUGAUACUGAAGGUCUUCGUUCUCUAGAACUGGCUGGAAAAUCAACAAGAGGUCAUGACAAUGAACUGGCCACAUUUGUUAUAGGUCUUGGAAAUCUGACCUUGAUCAACAUCUUUGGAGAAAACCCCUCUGAGAUGCAGGACACUCUUCAGAUCGUUGUUCAGGCCUUCAUGAGGAUGAAGAAGGUCAGAUUGUAUCCCAGCUGUGUGUUUGUGCAUCAGAACGUGUCAGACAUCACAGCUGGAGAGAAAAACAUGGAGGGAAGGAGAAAACUACAGGAGACACUGGAUGAAAUGACAAAGCUUGCUGCUAAAGAUGAAGUCUGUGAUGCAGAAAGGUUCAGUGAUGUAAUCAAAUUUGAUGUUCAGAAUGACAUAAAGUAUUUUGCUCAGCUCUGGGAGGGCAGUCCACCAAUGGCACCCCCAAACCCAAACUACUGUGAGAAUGUACAAGAGCUCAAGAAAUCCAUUAUUUCACAUGCCUCCAAAUCACAAGGAAUAAAGCUUGAUGACAUAAAAGAACGUAUUAACGAUCUCUGGGAGGCUUUACUGAAUGAACGAUUUGUCUUUAGCUUUAGAAAUUCACUGGAGAUUUCAGCCUACAGGAAACUGGAAACGAAAUAUAGCAAGUGGUCCUGGACGCUCCGCAGUGUUAUGCUAGAAACUGAAAACAAACUGCACAACCUAAUAGAAAAUGAGAACAUUCAUGAGGUUGAAGAAACCCAUCUUCAAUUUGAACUAAAAAAGAGGAGUGAAGAAGUAAAAAAUUCAAUGUCAGAAUUCUUUGAGAAAGACACUGAUGUAGAAAUACUGAUUCAGUGGAAAACAUCUUUUGUGAUCAAAAUCAAGGAGCUUCAGGAAAACAUUGUCAGAGAAACAAAGAGGAAGCUUAAUGACAUUCUCCAGCAGCGAGGCCUGAAGAAAAAGAUUGAUGCUCAGAGGACACAUCACGAAAACACUCUCUAUGAAAAGAGCAAAGAACUUGCCUUAAAACUCAAAGACAAAGCAAAAGAUGAAGAAACACUGAAGAAAGAGUUUGAUGCGUUUUGGCAACAAACUGUGAAAAACACCAUCAAAGACACUCCUAAAAUAAAAGAUAUUGAUAUAAUGAGAGAUGUGAGAAAGCUACUCCAUGAUAAUUAUGGAAGCGUUUCUGUUGACAACUGGAAGGAGAACAGGAAUAUUUUUAUAGUGCAGAGCUAUGAUGAUUAUGUAAAGAUUAAAAAACCCAGUGGAUUAACAGAAGCUUUUACAAAUCCAUUUUCAUAUGCUAGAGAGAAGCUUGGCUACAGUCUAUCAAGAGAGGAUCAAUCCCAAAUAAGAUCAUUAAUCACCGAUCUUGCUCAGCAGACAGACAACAUUAUAGAGUCAUUUAACAUUUUAAAGAUGGGCUACAAUAACAGCUGCAUUCAACAACUUAUAGACUACAUCAAAGCAAGACUAACACAACAUGAGGAAGAACACGUCAAAUAUGAGUUCAAAAAUGAAUUCUUUGUGGAGUUGGUUCUUUCCAUCUGUAAUGGAUCAAUUAAGACAUUCACAGAACAGCACAGACUGUUCAGGGAAGCCAAUGAUCCUGUUGUAUAUAUUGAAAAGAAGAGAAAGGAGUACUACAGUAUUUUUCAGAAACAUAUCCAUGGAACUUCGUCAGCUGCCAUUUUUGGGGAGAUCAUUUGUCAGAAGCUUAAAGAGCCCAUUGAGCAGAGCGUUUACAAGAAAACUGCCAGAGAAUUGGCAGAUGAAAUGACAACAAAUUGUCCUUCACUGAAUGGAAACAGAUCAAAUCUGGAGAAACACAUUCUAAAGACACUGGCAGAAGAGGAGAACUUUGACAAAUACAUGAAGUACAUUGAAACACCCAAAGAUCACUUCAAGAGUUUCAUCAGAGAUGAAGUCAGUCGGUACAUCAGUGAAAAGUUCAACAUCAGUGUUUUACCCAAGAUAAAGGAGAACAUUGAACUUCUGCAGCAGAAGAUUGUGAAAGCAGCACAUCAAUCUACCGAAGAAGUCAAUAGCGGUGAUGUUGGUUUGUGGUUGAAGAAUUUUAGACAGCAGCUCUCAGAAGAGUUGAUCUUCUCUGAAACAAACUUCAGCGGUGUCUCACAUGAGGAUGUUAAUGAUUUCAACCUCCUUGAAGUUGUGAUUAAAAAAGAUCUUCCAAAAAUAACAUCUGAGAUCAGCAGUGCAGUCAACAAAGAGAAUUUUGAGAAAAAAACUGAUGUCACAUGUAGACCAGAGAAGCUUCUGAUUGAUCACUUCUGUCAAUGCUGUUGGGCUCAGUGUCCGUUCUGUGCCGCCAUCUGCACAAACACCAUAGAAAACCAUGAUGAAGACCACAGUGUUCCUUUCCACAGAGUAGAUGGAAUCAAUGGAUGGCAUUAUAAUGAAACAACACAUCUGUCUGCUGGUUUUUGCACUACUUCAGUGGCUAGUGAUAAACAAUUUUUAGAAUCAGACGUGAGUUUCCCAUAUAAAGAUUACAAACAAGCAGGAGGAGUGUAUGCAACAUGGAGCAUCACCCCUGACCUCUCUGAGCUGCCCUACUGGAAGUGGUUUGUGUGCAGAUUCCAGAAAAAUCUGGAACAAAAAUAUGAGAAAACAUUUGAUGGACAUGGAAAGAUCCCAGACGAAUGGAAAAAUCAUACAAAGCCAGAUGCUAUUAAAAGUUUGGAUAAAUGCUUUGUUUAAAAUACCAACAGAACACAUAAAACAUGAUUAUUUAAAAAUUCUAACACUUCAAUCUUAAUUGUACCCCUUAGCCCUUACCCCUGCCCCUCCUUUUGCGAUUUCAUGUGAAAGGGCAGAGGUGUCCCAAUUCUCUUUAGCUUGAAGGCAUAAGAAGCACAAAUUAGUAUUUUUUGCCAUUAAUACGAAUUUUUACAACAAACAAGCAUAUGUUUUAAUGCGUUCAUAAAGGGGUUUG
This is a messenger RNA of Danio rerio (zebrafish), 5215 nucleotides long. NCBI's taxonomy places the organism in Eukaryota, Metazoa, Chordata, Actinopteri, Cypriniformes, Danionidae. The record is from RefSeq and is a predicted model, not a curated record.